Messenger RNA from Helobdella robusta, 795 nucleotides. RefSeq lists its product as hypothetical. Lineage: Eukaryota; Metazoa; Annelida; Clitellata; Rhynchobdellida; Glossiphoniidae. The coding region runs from base 1 to 795 and encodes 264 amino acids. The transcript has a single exon. The record is from RefSeq and is a predicted model, not a curated record.
AUGGCGAAAAAUAAUUGGAAUCGUGUGGCAAUAUGCCUCACUCUUUUCUUCCUAGUGUAUGUCAUAUACCGCCGAAGAUGUAGAAGCAGCUCCAAAUUUGACGAAAACUCCAUUUUCAUUCCAGAGAACUCGAAAUUUACGUGUGAUGAUUUGUUUGAGGGUAACUCCUUCGGGAAAUUUAAUUUCUCUGCGAAAUAUUUUGAAGAUCUUCCAGCCUUUAGAGAAGAGACGAAGAAACACGGUACGGUUGGCGAUGAACAUUUAGUGAUGUUUCUAUCCGAACAACUGGCUCUGCACUACCUGGCCGGCAAAAAAGUUUUCAAAAGUGUCUGCGAAACAGGGUUCAACUACGGACACAGCAGCUUCAACUUCAUAACGGCUCGACCGGAUAGUAAAAUAUUAUCCUUCGAUAUCGGUCUCCACUCUCACACUCUAGAAAUAAUGGCCUACUUUAAGAAAACAUAUUUGGGUCGUUUCACCGGAAUUAUCGGAGAUUCAAGAUUCACUUUGCCGAAGUUUGUGACGGAUCAUCCGGACUACAAAUGCAACUUAUUCUUCUUGGAUGGUAGCAACACCUACGAAGUCGUGCUCUCAGAUCUCAAGAGUUUCAGCAAAAUUUCUGACGAGGAGAACAUCAUCAUCUUUGAUGGCUACCCCACUAAAGACAACAGUUCUGUCGAAACCCUGGGCAAAGCUUGGGAGCAGGCGAAAAGUGACGAAGUGAUUGCUGAGUUGAUGAGGUGCAGAAAGGGGAGAGAUGCCACGAAGGGGUUUUCCAUUGGAAAAUUUCUGUAA